AGGGCGCCCAUCUUAUAGGUCUCGUGUCGGACAAUGUCGAUGACCUCUUCAUUUUCCAUUACCCCAACUAGUGACAUAUUAAAUUGGGGAGUCAUUGGAUGUGGAGAUGUUGUCGAAGGCAAGUCGGGCCCUGCUUUUUCCCGAAUUCCAAGCUGCCGUCUUGUCGCUGUAAUGCGCCGCAACAAAGCACUCGCCGAAUCCUUCGCUCAUCGUCACAAUGUGGCAUCCUUCUAUACGGACGCACGGGAAAUUCUUCGAGAUUUAGACGUCGAAGCAAUUUACUUGGCCACACCUCCAGGCACGCAUAAAGACCUUGCACUGUUGUGCGCGGCUGCGGGAAAGCCGGUAUUGGUCGAAAAGCCCAUGGCUCGUUCUGCUGCUGAAUGCCGCGCCAUGUUAUCUGAAUUUCAGCAUUCAGACUUGCCCUUGUUUGUCGCUUAUUAUCGUCGCCAUCUCCCAAAAUUUGAGCUCGUCAGAGAUAUUUUACAAAGCAAAAACAAACUAGGUCCCAUUACGGAGAUACGCGCAUUUUGUGCGCGGCCAUCUUCAGGAUCUGACUGUGAGGAGUGGCGAGUGGACGCCUCGGUGGCCGGGGGGGGGCUCUUCCUUGAUCUGGGAAGCCACAUGCUGGAUCUGUUGGACUGGUGGUUUGGGCCUUUACAGGAUGUGAAAGGGCUCGCCGCCUCCACCAAAGGAAAGGGGUCCUCCUACGACUCCGCUUUGGAUGAAGUUGAGACACACGUAGAAGAUCAAGUGCGCAUGCUCUUUCGUACAGGGUCUGGGGCCGUGGGAGUUGGCUCUUGGAAUUUCUCGUCUCAUUGCAGCGAGGACUAUAUCGAGAUUAUUGGGGCUGAUGGUGGUGUUAAGUUCUCGGUAUUCGAUAACGGACCGGUCUUUCUGAAAAGACGGGGCUGUGGCGAGGAGGACGAAAUCGAAGUCAUCGACAACUUCGGCCCUGACUUCUCUCCCCAUGUUCACCUUCCUCUUAUCGCCGCAGUGACAGAAGACCUGCAGGAUUGGAAAAGGGCACGGGAAGUGGCCCGGCAAGGUAGGAGUGUCAUGAAGGAAAUCUCCGAAUGGAGGUGUCGCAGCACGGGGGCGUCGGCACUGCGCACGAGUGAAGUGAUGGACACAGUAUUAGCAGCGUAUUACGGAGGGAGUCGAGAUGACGCCUUUUGGGAGAGGCCUCAAAGUUGGAGCAAAUCAUAACCUUAUAAGCAGAAUCAGAAGUUUUAACGUAGGGUUGAGUAAUGUAGAAAAAAAAACAAGAACGGUAACG
Molecule: messenger RNA, 1279 nt
Organism: Nannochloropsis gaditana CCMP526
Product: oxidoreductase domain protein
Exons: 1
Coding region: 34-1209 (391 amino acids)
Molecular function (GO): nucleotide binding
Source: RefSeq, a predicted model, not a curated record